Stylophora pistillata is the source of this 1441-nucleotide messenger RNA. RefSeq names its product tyrosine kinase receptor Cad96Ca. Lineage: Eukaryota; Metazoa; Cnidaria; Anthozoa; Scleractinia; Pocilloporidae. Gene Ontology annotation, cellular component: signaling receptor complex; plasma membrane. Gene Ontology annotation, biological process: positive regulation of kinase activity; multicellular organism development; cell surface receptor protein tyrosine kinase signaling pathway. The record is from RefSeq and is a predicted model, not a curated record. Gene Ontology annotation, molecular function: protein binding; ATP binding; transmembrane receptor protein tyrosine kinase activity.
AGUUAUGAUUCGUUAUCGAGUCGGUUUUAAGAACUGAAAGAUAUGUGCUGACACUCAUGCUUAAGCCAGAGACGAAACUCUCCAUCAUGUUUGAGAACCGAGUUAUCUUUGGUUGCUGUGUGCUUUUUGUUGCUCUGCAUUCCUUUGCAGCUGGUUUUUCUUUCAUCUCCCGUUAUGCCGGAAGGAAUGUGACAGCGAGUGUUGGCUCUCCCCUCAACUUUUCCUGGGCCUUUAAAGCUGAUAGCUUUUUAUCCAUCGAUUUUGGCUACUUUACAUCUCUUAAUGCCCUAGCAGUGGAGGAUAAAAACAGGCUUGUACAGAUAUUUCCUGAUGGUACUGUUACACCAAAAAGGGGACGUUUUACAGGAACUUGGGAUAAGCAGAAAAACCCUGGUCAGGUGACAUUUACUCUGAACUCAGUCCAAGUAAACGACGGCAGACUGUUUGGUUGUUCCAUUAUGCCUAGCCUUUUAUCUCUGGCUAUAAUUGGCGACGCGGUAAACUUGGUUGUUUAUGAAAAACCAAAAAUUGAUAACCCAUCUGUUGGUAUAAGUUACAACGAAGGAUUAUCUGUGAAUAUAACUUGCACUGCAAGAGGAAAACCUGCACCAAAUGUGAAAUGGCUGCGAAAAGGAGCCAUGUUGUCUUCUGCUACUAAAACUGCCAGCUUGACCUUUGCAAACAUCAGUAGGAGUGAUGAUGGAAACUAUACUUGUGAAGCUUGUAACAGUGAAGGAUGUGAGGAUAUCCACAUAGUUCUAGUUAUCAACUACCCGCCAAAAAUUCAGAAUGCCACCGCUUCAUCUCUUACGUCCUGGAUUGGUCAGACAGUGACCUUAAAGUGUCAAUCAGAUGGUGUUCCUACACCGACACUCGCCUGGUACAAACCUGAUGGAAAUGAAAUAUUCCGUGUCACGAAUAAAGAAAGUACAAUUCAGGUGCUGUUGAAAGACAGCGGUGAUUUCGGUGAUUACAAGUGCGCUGCUUCUAAUGGUUUAGUUCCUCCGGAUGAUAAGAUAGUGAAGAUGAAUCAGAUAAAAAAACCCAGCCAGGCAUCCAUCAUAUCAACAGAAAGAGACAUUCGAGUCAGUUCAUUAACAGUGAGAUGGACUGCACCAGCUGAUGAUGGAGGGAGUCUUAUCACAGCAUACCGAGUGAUUAUACUAAAGGGUGACACCGAGAAAGGCAGUGUUAAUAUUACUGAUCCUGUUAGCACAAGCUACACUUUUGGGAAUCUGGACAGAUAUACAAACUACACAGUGAAAGUGUUUGCUAGAAAUUUUGUAUUUGAGGGAGAUGCUGCUGUAAGAACAUUAAAGACAAAGUCUGAAGGGCCACCGUAUAUAGUAAAAAUAAACGACCUCCCCAAUUUAACAACAGCGGAUACAAUUACCCUGACUUGGGAAGAGCCAGGAAAUAAUGGAAAAGUUAUCACCCAGUA